AUGGACGGCGACCUGAACGAGCCUGCAGUGGAGGAAGCCGAUGGGCUCGACCUCAACGCUGUUGUACUGGAGGAAGCACAUGGGCUCGACCUCAACCAGCCUAUUAUGGUGGAUGACAACGACAAUGGCUUUGAUUUGAACCUUCCAUUGGAUGAAUAUGGUGCGGUUGAUUUCAGUUUUCUACAGAAUCUCGCUGAAUCUGCUGUUGAGGCUCCCAUUCAAGCAAACCACCGAAGGAAAGAGAUGACAGAGGAACUCAGGAAACAAGUUUAUCAAGCUUUGUUGGCUAGAAGCAAGAAUGGAAAACUAGGCAAGCAAGAUACUGCAAGUGUUGCCGAUCAGUUUGGCCUCCACAUCCGAACAGUUCAACGUUUAUGGAAGCGAGGUAAAAUUCAACUUGCAAACUCUGUCCCGGUUGUGGUUUCUAGUCUAAAGAAGGGUAGAGUUGGCCGUAAGGCAGUCCCUGUUGAUUUAGAACCAUUGCGCAACAUUCCUCUAAAGGAAAGAAUGACCAUAGAGGAUGUGUGCAACCAAUUACACUUGAGCAAAUGGAGGAUUCAAAGGUAUUUGAAAAAAGGUUUUCUUAGGCACCACUCUAGUAGCAUCAAACCAUAUCUCACUCAAGCUAACAAAAAGUCUAGGUUAAAGUGGUGUGUUGAUAUGAUAGAGAGAGAAUUGCUUGCUGAUCCAAGGUUUAAGGAUUUUUAUGACUUUGUGAUCAUUGAUGAAAAAUGGUUCUACCUCCAUCAAAAAUCAGAAAAAUAUUAUUUGCUACCUGAAGAAGAUGAUCCCAAUCGGACUUGUAAGAACAAGAAUUACAUCCCUAGGCUCAUGUUCUUGUGUGUUUGUGCUCGGCCAAGGUUUAGGGAUGGGGAGUGCAUUUUUAAUGGUAAGCUUGGUUGUUUUCCUCUUGUCACUUAUGAGCCGGCUGUAAGGGGGAAUCAAAGAACCGGCCGUGUCCGUGGAGAAUUGGUUAUGAAGCCCAUUACAUCGAUCACAAGAGAUGUCAUUAGGGACUUCAUGAUCAAUAAGGUGUUGCCGGCUAUUAGAGCCAAAUGGCCAAGGGAAGAUGUGGGCAAAUCGAUAUUCAUUCAACAUGAUAAU
This is a messenger RNA of Panicum virgatum (switchgrass), 1104 nucleotides long. RefSeq lists its product as uncharacterized. Gene Ontology annotation, molecular function: nucleic acid binding. The transcript is spliced from 4 exons. NCBI's taxonomy places the organism in Eukaryota, Viridiplantae, Streptophyta, Magnoliopsida, Poales, Poaceae. The annotation marks the transcript as partial. The record is from RefSeq and is a predicted model, not a curated record.